CCCCCCCCCCCCCAACUCUUUGAUGAAACUCACAAGUUAACCUCUCUUUCUCAACAAACCAACCAAUCACCUCCUCCUUUUCACACCGGCCCAAAAACAAUGAUGUCAUCGGAGAACAUCCCUCCGGUGGCGCACCCACCAGACCACAGCCACAACGCCGCCGCUCGAAAGCAAACGGCUCAAAAACCCCAAGAACAACCACCACUACCACAACCACCUGUUCUCAAGUGUCCUCGUUGUGACUCAUCCAACACUAAAUUCUGCUACUAUAACAACUACAGCUUAACCCAACCCAGACAUUUCUGCAAGACCUGCAGAAGGUACUGGACUAAAGGCGGGGCCCUCCGCAAUGUCCCCAUUGGAGGUGGUUGCCGUAAAACCAAGAAACACAAACCCUCCUCUUCAUGCUUAACGUCUUCCACCGUUUCUUCACGCUUCGACUUGUCGGGGGGCCCAGGAAGUUCCGAGUUUAAGUUUAUGGCCCCGCAGACAAUGGUCCCCGCCAUGGAGUUUCAACUGGGUGGACUUUCCCUCCCUAGACUCCACCCAGCAACGGCGGGGGUCUACACCCAGUUUAUCGCCAGUUCCGGAGCCCACCACCAACCUAUAGCUUUGGGUUCUGGAACUGGUGGGUGUUUUAGUUUGGACUUGUUGGGUGUCGGAGGUGGUAACUACCCAACAAUUCCAAACUCGGGAAACUCCUCUUCAUCAUCGUCAUCUUUAUCUCUAGCUGGGGGUGGUGCUACUGGUGGUGAUCAAUCCAUUUCAAUCUCGUCUAUCGAGUCUUUAAGCUCGAUUAAUCAAGAGAUGCACUGGAAACUACAACAACAAAGAUUGGCUAUGAUCUAUGGACAGACAACAGUUGAUGAAGAUGGUGAUCAUAACAAUAAUAAUAAUCAUCAUCAAGAAAAGGGCAUUAGUUUGUUUAAGAAUUUGGAGAUUACAAGGAAUAAUAAAAUAGAUGUUGGUGGCCCUAAUCCUACAGAAUGGUUGUUUGAUCAACUUCAAACAAAUCCUACUGCUAAUUAUGGUGAUAAUCAUAAUAAUAAUAAUAGCAGUAACGAUAAUAAUGCAAGUAUGGGUGCUACAAACAACAAUGAUGACGAUUUUAACGGGGUUUGGACGGCGGCGGAGGCGGCGGAGUUACAUCAUCAUCAUCGUCAUCAACAGCAUCAUCAGUUUAACGGAAUGCAGUAGAUCAGAAGAUGAGGUACCAACAGAUGAUUGUAGAGAGAGAAACAAAAAAAAAGAUGUCAUUAAUUAUAUAUAUAGCAAAGGUGAUGUUAGACUAAUUAAAUUUAUGAGUAGUUUAAUUAUCCUAAAGCUUAAUCCUCCUCCCAAAACAAAACAAAAAAGUUCAAUUUGAUGGAGGUUAAUUAGUACUUUUAAGUUGUAAGUAAAAUUAAAGGCCCCUUUUGUAAAACUUUCCUAGAUUGUGGUGGUAUAAUCAAAAUUCAAUUUCAUGGAACUAUUUUUUUUA
Messenger RNA from Spinacia oleracea (spinach), 1480 nucleotides. RefSeq names its product dof zinc finger protein DOF5.7. The transcript has a single exon. Lineage: Eukaryota; Viridiplantae; Streptophyta; Magnoliopsida; Caryophyllales; Amaranthaceae. Gene Ontology annotation, biological process: regulation of DNA-templated transcription. Gene Ontology annotation, molecular function: DNA-binding transcription factor activity; DNA binding. The record is from RefSeq and is a predicted model, not a curated record. The coding region runs from base 100 to 1197 and encodes 365 amino acids.